UUUAGUAUACAAACAAUAGCGAUAAGAAAAAACGGCAGACAGGACAUAGAAAAAUAUUUUUUCUUGCGAAUUCAAAGAAACAUCUCAUUAACUUUAAUUCAACCAUUUGAUGGGACACCUGGACAAAUGCCGCGUAUGCUCCAGCGAUGUGGCUAGAGACGACGAGGCCUACAAUUUGCUGCACCAUCCAUAUCUCGCCGUCAAAUUUUCGGAAUGCACAAAUUUGGUGGUGGAUCCUGAUGACCAGGAUAUUUUGCCCAGCGAAAUUUGCUCGGAGUGCUACGAGCUUCUGGAGAAGUUCCACUCUUUCCGAGCACUUUGCAUUAUAGCCGAUAACAAGUGGCGUUCAAAAAGUCUGGUAACUUGGAAGAAAAUAGAUCGCAGGAAACCUGUUUACGAAGUCGAUGAGGAUGAGGAGGAGGAGCUGGAGCUGGAAGAACUUCUGUUGGAGCCGCCGGAGAUGAUUAUAUGUGAUACCAAUUUGAGUGCACAAAAUAUCGCAAAAGUCGCUGAACAGGUACCGCCAACCUUGGUAUUCCAUACCUUCACCGAAAAUGUCCAGCAACCCCCGGAAACGGAAAAGAAAGCUUUGGAAGAGCCUCCAUUGACUACAUUCAAGUGCGACCUGUGCGCCGACGAGUUUCGAGAGGAAAAACGCUUGAUUCUGCACAAGAAGGAACACCAGGGACACAUGCUGUAUCAUUGCACUGAGCCCGGAUGCGAGGAAGCUUUCAAUCGAUUCGAGAACCUCCGGCAGCACGAGCUGGAGCACUCGGAAGUGGGCAUGCGUUUUGUCUGCGAGGAGGAGGGCUGCAACAGGAUGUACCGGCACAAGGCUUCGCUGAAAUACCACCAGAGCAAGGCGCACGACAUUGGCAAGCCUUUGAAGACCCAUAUGUGCGAGUUCUGUGGUCGGGUGUUCAAGACUGGCUCUGCCCUAAGCCAGCAUCGGUUCACACACGGCGACCAGCUGGUAUUACCAUAUGCCUGCGAACUGCCGGACUGUUCUAUGCGAUUCUAUAGCACGGAGAAGCUCAAGAUCCACAUGAUGCGUCACCAGGGCAUAAAGAACUUUAGCUGCCCCUACUGUGGUCUCAAGAAGACGACCAAGAACGAACUGCGACUGCAUAUCAACUAUCAUACCCUGGAGAGGACCUGGUCCUGCAAGGAUUGCCCCAAAGUUUGCAACAGCUCAACGAGUCUUAAGAAACAUAUCCGCGCAAUCCACGAGAAGGCACGAGAUUAUGCCUGCAGCUAUUGCGAAAAGAAAUUUGCCACCCCCGACACGCGAAAGUAUCACGAAAUGACCCACACUGGCGAAAAGAACUUUGAGUGUCACGUUUGCGGCAAGAAAUUUAUACAACCCUCUGCCUUGCGCACCCAUCGCAAGGUCCACGAAUCGGGGGAUAAUCAGCAGACCGCUUGUGCUCUGCUGCAACUGACUAGCAUGGGCUAAAGAAGUUAACAUAUUUCUAUUUUAGGUUCAGUGGAAAGUACAACAUUCAUAUCGUAUUUUACUUGACUCACAACUUAAUUAAUAUUUACCUCCUUUAUUGAGGGUUUUAUUACGAUAGCGAAAUAGAAGAGCAGGGAAGAGGCAAUUUUUAAUAAACUAGUCUUAGUUUCUAAUCGCACAAGUACAUGCCAUUUUACCCUUAUUAACGCUAACAAAUCAGGAAGUUUAGGGUAAAUGGCAUUAUUUAAUAAGCUGUAGUUUUUCUAUUUUACCACGAAACUAAUUAAUAUGAUAAUAACGACAAUAAAUCUGGUGUAGGGUAUAAGUUAAUGACAAUAAAUCAGAAGGUGUAGGGUAUAAGUUAAUGACAAUAAAUCAGAAGGUGGAAAGUACAAGUAUAUGACGAUAACCACAAAUAAUGUUAAAAAAACAGAAAGAGAUUAUGAAUGAGACAAUAACCCUUAAUAACACUAAUCAGGAAGUGUAGGGUAAAGUGAAUUAUUUGAAAGUAGCUGUAGUUUUAGUUUCAAACCCUUUAUGUAUGUCAAUUUACCCUUCAACAACGAAAAUAUCAGGAAGAUUAGGGUAAAAGGCACUUCUUAAUAUAGUCACUUUUGCAAUUUACAGUUUAAGUAAACGACAAGAACUUCGAAUACUGACAAUAAAUCAGGAAGUAUAAGGAUACGGGGAUUUUUGCAAUAAACUUUGGUUUAAGUUCUUUACGUUUGAGAAUAUGCCAAGUUAUCCAAAUCAGGAAGUAUAGGGUAAGGUGCAUAUUCUUUCAUUAUUAUAGUUAUAGUAGUUAUAGUUGUUUGUUUCGUAAACUUUAAGUUUGUUGAAUUUAUAAAAUUGUUUUCUUUUUAUUUAUUUUUUUUUGAACUAAAACCUCUUACUCGGUUAAAAAUGAAAUUAAAUACUUUAAGAGUACUAUUGUACUUACUGUAUCGACAAAUAAAUACUCCAAUAAAGAACCACUUCCUUUUGGGAUUCAGAAUGUAAA
Molecule: messenger RNA, 2456 nt
Organism: Drosophila sechellia
Lineage: Eukaryota; Metazoa; Arthropoda; Insecta; Diptera; Drosophilidae
Product: zinc finger protein 253
Exons: 2
Coding region: 110-1456 (448 amino acids)
Biological process (GO): regulation of transcription by RNA polymerase II
Cellular component (GO): nucleus
Molecular function (GO): DNA-binding transcription factor activity, RNA polymerase II-specific; sequence-specific DNA binding; zinc ion binding
Source: RefSeq, a predicted model, not a curated record